AUCAAUUAUCUCCGAGAGCUGUUGGACCCUGCGCAGCACCAUAAUUCUUCACCUGUCAAUCAGCACAGCUUCACCUGCUCAUUGUCAGCUAUCCGCUGUGGUUGUGGCUUACAAUGGCAAAAUCAAAGUCGUCCAAGCGCGACACCAGACGAGACAGUCCCGCAGACAUUCCCGCCGUCGACGAGCCCGCCGAGAACCACGAAGACACUUCCGCGCAAACACAACGGAAGAAGAGAAAACUUUCGCACGAUUCAACAGCGGAGCCUGCAGCUGCUCAGUCGGAAAAGGUCGCCAAUGAUGCAGACGCGGUGAAGUCUGCCGGCGCUGAGCAAAAAUCAAAGAAGAAGCGCAAGACGAAAUCCAGCAAGUCGAGCGCCGCUCAACAGACCGAAGAGGGAGGAAACAAUGCGCAGCAACAAGCCCAAGAACAUACUGGAGAAGGAGACGAAAAUGCUGGUUAUGAUGGCGAGGGCGAACACCAGGGUGGGAAGGCUGUGCGAUUUAUCGUCUUUAUUGGCAAUCUCCCGUAUUCCGCCACGACAGAAAGCGUGACCAAGCACUUUGCCAAAAUCCAGCCAACUUCUGUGCGGCACCUGACGGACAAGGAGACGGGCAAAUCAAAGGGUUUUGCAUUUCUGGAAUUCGAAGCGUACGAUCGUAUGAAGACGUGCCUGAAGCUGUAUCAUCACUCGAAUUUUGACGAUGGCAUUUCGCCCGCGCGGAAAAUCAAUGUCGAAUUGACUGCCGGCGGCGGCGGCGGCAAGAGCAGAGACCGCAAAUGGAAACUGCGCACUAAAAACGAAAAACUCAACGAGCAGCGUAAACGCCAGCAACAAGAACAAGCCAAGCAGGAAGCGCAAAAGGCGAAGAAAGGUAGACACCAGCAGUCACACCAGCAGCGGCAUCAACAACAACGGCCGCGGCCUGGAAGAGGAGGCGAUGGGGGUGGUGCCGGUGGCGGUGCCGGAAUCGGCGCCGAAGACCAAGGCGGUAUUCAUCCCAGUCGACUCGCCAUGGUUUCUGGUCCUUAGGUUCUGGCGAAGAAAUGUAUAUAUACGUUAUUCUGAUGUGCCGGAUCAAAAUUAAACGUAAGGUAUAACGGACGGACGAUUCUUGGGUCGGGUGCAUUGUACUUCAUUGUAUUUCAUUGUAAUUUUUAUUAGUUUCUAUAGGAGUUGUGUCUGUGCCGUCUACUGUGUAGGCGCAAAAUUUAUACACGAUUUAAAGAAAAGGCGAUCCAUACGAUUCAAAGUAUAUGAAUUUGAUGGGAUGUAGUAGUAUGUAUUCUUUAGAUGAUUCUCUUCUUUUGGUGGUAGCAAGAGGCCU
Molecule: messenger RNA, 1326 nt
Organism: Xylona heveae TC161
Lineage: Eukaryota; Fungi; Ascomycota; Xylonomycetes; Xylonales; Xylonaceae
Exons: 3
Coding region: 114-1031 (305 amino acids)
Molecular function (GO): RNA binding
Source: RefSeq, a predicted model, not a curated record